Gamsiella multidivaricata is the source of this 706-nucleotide messenger RNA. RefSeq lists its product as uncharacterized. The transcript has a single exon. The record is from RefSeq and is a predicted model, not a curated record. Lineage: Eukaryota; Fungi; Mortierellomycota; Mortierellomycetes; Mortierellales; Mortierellaceae. Bases 27 to 383 code for a protein of 118 amino acids.
GGGGAAACGGAAAACCGGGAAAAUAAAUGGGUAUUGGACACGUAGCACAAAGCAAGAAUGCAAGGGCUUUUUUUUUUCUGCUUGCUCGUGCACAAAUAACAAACACGCAUCGUGGUGUAUACAGUUCAAGUUUGUUGCUUGCUCACCCUUCUCCAUUCUUGUCACCCGUGUGGGCAUUGCCACUAGCCACUUGUCACUCUUACUCGCUGAAUCUUGAGUCAUGUAAACAUGUAAAAAAAAAACUCUUUGCUCUAUCACCCCGUGGCUGUUACUUCUUGUUGUUAGGUACGAUCUUUUUUGUCCUUGUUUAUGUAGAUCUUCAAGAUAGACGCCAUGUGGCACUAUUGCAUCCCAAAAGGGGGAGGGGAAAGGGAAGAUACUAGUUAACUCAUUACCUUUUCGUUGCGGUGUAUUAGAUGACGCGGAGAAAAUACUCGUGUCCUGUUGGAUAGAUGGUCGAUGCGAAGCGAAGAAAAAAAAGCAAGCCAAGGCGAAACGACGUUGUUGAUGGUCGUUCGAAUGGUUGUUGGUCGAGGAGGGACGAAGGACGAAGUCAAGGAUGCAGUAGGAUAGGAACCAAAAAAAAAAGAAAAGGCAAAAAAAGUAUAUUUAGAGGUGAGAAAGGAGGAUUACAAGAGAUGGGGCAAGAGGAAGAAGAGGCGGAAUGGGAUGAAGAUGAAAGAGGGAAGAAAAGGAAGAAAGGGAG